GCCGCUCGCUGACCUCCCCGGGUAAGCACGGCCCCUAAAACCAACCCCAAAAACCGCGCCCCUCCGGCCCCGGGGGCCCAAAACGAACAACCCCACUACACGCCCUGCGGCCACAUUGUCACCGUCCAACCAAUCCCUCACCGGUUGAGCCACGGCCGCUACGUUCUUCUUUUUUUGUUGUCUUUCCUGCGACAGCAAUUCUCCUCUCUUCUCCAACGCACGCUCGUUCCAACUUACCGCAUUGGUUUUUCACAAGACCAAUUUCGGCAAGCCUCUCUCUUCUUCCUCUUCUCCUGGUUGGCUUGCCCUCAACCAAACCACCAUGACAACCCACGUCCCUCGCGGGCCAUACUCCGACACCGAGCUUCAAUCGCUCUACCCGCCCUCUCUCCAGCUCCAACAAGUCCAGAUCCUCCUCCGCCAUGGCGAGCGCACACCCGUCAAGACACGCUUCGCCAAUGCCGGUGUCCCCGUCUACUGGCCCUACUGCUCCGUCAUGCGGCAGAUGCGGUCUGCCAUGCUCAACCCGCAAAAGGGCUCCGUGUCCACCAUGGAAUGGCGCCGGCAGCUCGAAACUUUUGGCAAGGACGACACCAUUACCGCGGCAGCCGGUGCUGGCGGCGAGCUCGACGCCCUCUGUGAUCUAGGCAUGCUGACUGACCGCGGCCGCGAGACCACGCUCCAGCUCGGCACCCGCUUCCGAAAGCUAUACAUUGACCAGCUCGGCUUCCUCCCGGCGACUAUGGACUCCAACGACCUGCUGUACCUUCGUGCGACGCCUAUCCCGCGUGCUCUCGAGUCGCUCCAGCAGGCUUUCCAGGGCCUGUACCCGAUCCAGACCCGCGCGCCUCAGCUUCCCUUGCCGACUAUCUACUCCCGAUCUUUCGACAACGAGACGCUCUUCCCCAACGAGACGGCGUGCCGUCGCUUCGGCAUGCUUGCUCGCGAGUUCGCCCAGCGUGCCGCCGAUACCUGGAACGACAGCAACGACAUCAAGUAUCUCAACGAAAAGCUCGGCAAGUGGAUGCCCGUCAACAGCCCCACGAUUGCCGUCGACUCUAAGCCGCGCCUCGUCGGUAUCGUCGAUUCAAUUAACUCGACCGCAGCCCACGGACCCCAGACUCGCCUCCCCAAAGAAUUCUACGACCCUAAGGUCAAGGCUAUUGGCGAGAAGAUUGUGGUGGACGAGUGGUUCACCGGCUACAAGGAGAGUCAGGAAUACCGCACACUAGGCAUUGGCAGUCUGAUGGGCGACAUUGUCGAGCGUAUGGUCCGCUCGGUUGACCCUUUGCCCAAGACCACCAUAAGACCGUUCCGCAUGAGCCUUAGCGGAUGCCAUGACACCACAAUGGCCGCCAUUGUCGCCAGUCUCGGCGCGUACAACACCGAGGCAUGGCCUCCAUUCACCAGCCACGUCGCCAUUGAGCUCUUCCGCGAAGCCGGUAAGCCACCACCAGCUUCCGUGUCGUCAUGGGUGCCCUCCUACUUUGCUGGCAAAACUGGAACCAUCGGUCGCAAACACACACCCUCCUUGUCUGAAGCCGAAAAAUCAAAGUUGAAGGGCCACUAUGUUCGCGUUCGCUACAACGACGAACCAAUCACUAUCCCGGGUUGUAAGCCAGCUGGCAAGCACUUGGAAGGAGACGAAACAUUCUGUACACUAGAAGCAUUUAAAUCCAUUGUAGACAAGUUUACACCCAAGGACUGGCACAAGGCCUGCCAAUCCAACCUGAAAGAAUCAGCAUUCCCUGCCAAGAUAGAGCCGGCAGGCUACUAAAUAAGCCAUAUAGACACCGACCAAAAAUGUACAUAGCCUCUCUUUCCUAGUCUCCUUUUUCAUGUUAGACACAUCUAUACGCCAAAUCUUGCGAUACAGGUAGCGCAGCUUAAGAGAAUUGGAAAAUCAGUAUGAGUAUUCGAGCUGGCGUCGCCGCCAGCAUAUGCAUUCAACUAUCCAUGCUAUGUGAUAUUGCUGCCCCUGUCCCGUUGUAUAUCUUUGCUCUUUUCCCAGUGCGCUCUUCUGAGCCUGCACAUUUGGUAUCCAAAAAAAUGAGCAUAUACACCCAUCCACUAACCUAUCCAACUUGCCCUCUGUCCGCCUCACCUCCCAUUCCAACAAUCCGUAUCAAGUCGAUUUUAAGCCUGACAAAAAAGAAGAAAAGUAGGAUAUUAGGCAUACAAGAAAGGAAGGUGAUAAAACAAGUACUAAAAGAAAAUACGUGAAAAUGAAGGUAGCAGCCCGGGGAAAAAUAGAAUAAAAAGGAAGGAAUUAAGCGGGCUGCUGGUAAAUGAAGAUGAAAAUGAGACAUUGCAAACAGAUAUAAACAAGAAAUGAUUAGCAGAGUCGUGAACACACGCCUCGAAGAGGAAUUGUGCGCUGAUACAAGCACACAGGAGUCGGAAGCUUAGUUGGCCACUUCUUCCUCAGCCCAGCCGUUGAGGCCGCCUUGGAUAGCAAGGCCGAAGCCAGAACCGGCCAUACCACCAAAGCUAGCUUGGUAGUGGUGGCCACGGCGCGGUUGGUGUUGCUGAGGCUCGUUUUCGCUGUUGUUGCUACCAUGGAGGCUGUUGGGGCUGUUACCGCCGUUUUCAAAGCCAGGUCCGAACGCAGGCAGGCUGACAGCACGGCUGUGUGAGCCUCGGGCGUUGCUUGGAGCGAGAAGACCGCCAAUGGUGGUGGCGCCAGAGGUGUUGCCGUUCAUGGGAUAUCCAUUGGAAAUGCUUGCAGAUUGACCGUGGGACGAUAGCUGAGCUUGGUGAGGCACUUCGAGACCAAGCUCGUUGCCAGGCUGGCCAGCAUACAUGGCACCAGGCUGAGAAAGUUGCUGCUGGUGAACUUGCUGAGACAUCUGGUUCAAGUACAUGGUGAGGGGGUUGCUGCCUGCAUUGAACAUGGCCGCAGACUCGCCGCUAGGGGAACCGCUGUUCUGAGAGCCGUUGGGAGGAGGCGAAGACACGCCAUCGCCACGAGGAGAGUUGCUCUGCUGCUGGGUCUGUCGAGGAGGGUUUCCGCAACGAUCCUUUCCAAAAUUGACCUUGAACUUCUUGUAUUCAUCUCUGCCGCGAAUGGCCUCAAUGGCCUUGAUGGCGUUGGCAAUGUUGGUGAAGUUGACAAAGGCGCAACUCUUCUCGCGAAGGGUGUUGAUCAGCUCAAUUUCGCCAAAUUCCGUAAAGUCUUGUCGCAAGCGCUCCUCGGUCCAAGUCUCAUCCAAGUUGCCAACGUAGACGUUUCUGGAGGCACCGCCACUGACGGCGAGGGCAAUAGCAGGGGGGAGAGCACCAGAGUGCUUGCCCCAUCCAAUCUUUAGUCGGCGGUUGUGGAUCAUAAGGCCCUGAAUGUUGCUGAGGGCGUAGAACGAGGCAGCGGCGGUAGGGUCGAUGAACGUCACGAAGCAAAUGUGCUUGUCAGGGAUGUAGCGAAUGUGAUGCAACAAGCCGCCUCUAACGACAUUGCAAAUCUCCUCAAUUGUCGUCUCGGGGUGAAUGUUGCCUAGGUAAAUUGUGCGGUUGCCGAGGUUGUUCAUGCCACCAGCAGAGGUAGCAACAGCUGCUGCAGCCACGGACUGCUGAGCCAGAGCGUUAGAGAUGACGUCGCGAUCAGCACCAGUAAGCAUGUGUGCAUAGCCAGGAGCAAUGCCCAGGUACUGAGCUGCAUUCUGCUGCUGCGUCUUGGAGACGUACGCGCAACGAUCCUUGCCGUAGUAGACACGACGAGGAGCUUGCCACUUGGCCUCUUGAGGUAGUUGAGACACGGCCUUGAUAGCAUUUGCAAUAGAAAGAUAAUGAACAAAAGCAAUGUUCUUCUCACGAACAAGCUUGAUGGUAUCAAUAGCACCAAACUUGGCAAGGUCUUCCCUCAGUUCCUCGUCUGUAAUUUCUUCAGGGAGGUUACCGAGAUAGACAUUGCGAGAUGCACCAGAUUGCUGAACAGCCAGCGCUACAGAGGUAGGAACCUGCGAAGGCUUACCCCACCCAACCUUGAUAUCUUGGCCCUUGAUGCACAGCUUCUUCAGAAUAGCGUCGGAGUGGAAAUGGGUCGCGGAGCUGGCGUCGAGAAACGAGAUGAAGGCGCAGUUCUUGUCGGCUAGCAAACGAACCGACUCGAUUUGUCCACUUCGAACGUGUCCAAGAAUUUCUUCCGCAGAGGUGUCAGGCGGGAUGUUGCCAAGGUAGACUGUUCGGCUGGUGCCACUAACGGCGGCAGCGUUGAGGACAGGCGAGCUAGGCUGCAUCGAGGACUGCAUAUUAAAGCUGCCGUUGGUAGGCGAUUGAGGGGGGAAGAAUUGAGGGGCACCGUAUUGAGAAGGGGACACCAUAGCAUGAUACUGCUGAGGGGACAUGCCCUGAGAAGCAUUGUUGCCGUUGUGCUGCUGGCCCUGGUGCUGCUGCGACUGGAAGGCUGAGAGUGACUGGAACUGAGGGCUGCCAAAGGCGGCAGGGCUUCCAGGUUGGAAAGGGCUACCAAGAAGCAGACCUUGUGGCAGAAGAGGAGUGAACUGCAUAUCAAAGCCAGAGCCGGGGCUGGCCAUGUCGUUCAUCCCCUGUGCGUGGUUCACCUGCUGUGUGUUGAGAGAAGGAAUAUUGCCACGGCGAGGGUGUCUCUCAGCAAAUCCAGAGAUGUUGGAGGUGAAUGCGCCAUGGGAGAAGCCAGUAUCGCUGUUGGAAGGCUUGGAAGCGUGGCCGAAGCGAGAGCCUUGGUUGUUGCUGUUGGGGCCAGCCUGGCUCGCACCGUUGAGGUCCUGCAUGCUGAGAAGAUGAGGGGGGACGAACGAGUCCCGCCCGGAGUGCGAGAGAGUAGCCGUUUUGAGAAGUUUAAACGUGCCUGAAUAGAGGCACGAGAUCGAUCAACAGAAAAGCGCUCGUGGGCAGUUGGUCAGUUGCGCUUUGGAGGAGCUGAUGAGACCACCACAGUAUAGUCUUGUGUAAAGAAUGGGGGGUAUAUAAUCGGCCGCGUGCGAGAUGCAAUGACGCGUCUAGAGCGUGCAAUUGGCGCUAGGCAAAGUUUGCAGUAUUGAAAUAAACGAAGGACUGAGAAUCAGAGCGAUGGACUGGAGCCAACGAAAAUGACAAAUUCGAUUUGAUAGCGGCGCUAGGGGGUAGCCGAAUAGUCGAAGAUGUCAGCCGGUCGUCGGUGUGGUCGAUCGAAGGAGAAAGGAGGAAUAGAAAGUAGUUGAAUGAAACGAAGGAAGAGAAGCGAGAAGCAAGGAUCGUCGCCGCACAGCAAAUCUAUAUCGGGUCUUGCGUGGAAGAAAUGCGUGCCGUGAGGAGUCCAGGGGUUGGAGACGUGCCAGAAAUUAGGCGGCGUGAGCGAGAC
Molecule: messenger RNA, 5314 nt
Organism: [Torrubiella] hemipterigena
Lineage: Eukaryota; Fungi; Ascomycota; Sordariomycetes; Hypocreales; Clavicipitaceae
Source: the annotation of a GenBank genome assembly